This is a messenger RNA of Lingula anatina, 947 nucleotides long. Its product is annotated as glycoprotein-N-acetylgalactosamine 3-beta-galactosyltransferase 1-like. The record is from RefSeq and is a predicted model, not a curated record. Gene Ontology annotation, molecular function: N-acetylgalactosaminide beta-1,3-galactosyltransferase activity. NCBI's taxonomy places the organism in Eukaryota, Metazoa, Brachiopoda, Lingulata, Lingulida, Lingulidae. Gene Ontology annotation, cellular component: membrane.
CAAUGAUUCUUCUGUUCGUAUGAAUCAAAUGGAAUAUAAAUUCAAACUGCUUAACCCUGCUGUAGCUGUUAAAGGUGGAAACACUAUAAUGGACAGAAAACAAAAUGGUUAUUCAAAUGUACAAAAGAAAAACCGAAACACUGGCCAAGUAGAGCGAAGGCAUCGAUAUGAUGGUCAGAAGGGCAAACCAGAAGGGGUAGCUGUCAGUGUGUCAGAAAAAGGAGGACAACUGGUCCCCAAACUAUACCAUGCGUAUGCUUUCAUCUAUAAGAACUAUUUCAAAGAUGCCGACUGGUUUAUCAACACUGAUGACGACACUUACGUCAUCGUAGAAAACCUACGUCACUUCCUGUCAUCCAAAAACUCUAGUCACCCUGUGUAUUUUGGGUACCAUUCGAAAGCGUUUUUAGAACAGGGAUAUUUCAGCGGAGAAGGUGGUUAUGUUUUUAGCAAGGAAACGUUGCGCAGGCUGGUAAUAAUUGGCGGGAAACAACAACAAAGUUGCCACCAGAAUGGCGGAGAAAUGGAGUUUGAAAUGUGCCUCUCACAGUUAGGUGUCUACUCCGGCGACUCUAGGGAUGAGUUAGGCAGAACCAGGUUCCACUACUUCCCGCCCCACAUGCAUUUUAGCGGGAUUUAUCCUGCGUGGUACAGAAAGCUCAGCCGGGAAAAACAGAGAAAAGGAAUCGAUUCAAUUAGUGACCAUGCUGUCAGUUUCAAUACCAUGAGUCCAAACAACAUGUGGGCAAUGGAAUACUACCUAUAUCACCUUAGGCCAUAUGGAAUAGUGGCUUUAUUCAAAAGAGAAUAAAGUGCAGACAUAACAGACAUUAAUUUCACUGUCAGAUCAAGGAUGUUGCUAAGCGGAGGGCACAGAGGACUAAAAUUUGUCUAGGGUUGCCAAGAAUUAGUCAGUGAACGAGGAAAGUAGACGAUGAUAUGAAUAU